AGCGACACCUUCAACAACAUCCGGGUCACGCCCCGUUGGCCCAGUUUGGAUUCGCGACUCUGACGUCAGCAGUCGGUGUCUAACCGCCGGUUCGCGUCGCUGGUGCCGCCGCCGCCGGGGAGUCGUCCUGUUGCCUGUGGCUCUGCGCUGUUCUGACACAUAAAGGAGCCUGGAAACCGAAGGGAGCAGAGCCGCGUCUCCGUUAGCUCGCUGGCUAGCUGCUGCCCGCCGUGAUAGCGCCCCGCGGUGGCGGCCAUGAGUAACAGCCACCCCCUGCGACCCCACGGCUCCGUGUCGGAGAUCGACCACGUGCACCUGCUGUCGGAGCAGCUGGGGGCCCUGGUGCCGGGUGAGGACUACAGCGAUGUUACCUUCAUCGUGGAGGAGAAGCGCUUUCCUGCGCACCGGGUGAUUCUGGCCGCACGCUGUCACUUUUUCAGAGCUCUGCUUUAUGGAGGCAUGAAGGAGUCUCAGCCCCAGGCUGAGGUCCCACUGGGGGACACGCGGGCAGAGGCCUUUUCCAUGCUGCUGCAGUACCUGUACACGGGCCGGGCCAGCCUGAGCUCGGCCCGCGAGGAGACGCUGCUGGACUUUCUGGGCCUGGCGCAUCGCUACGGCUUGCAGCCACUGGAAGACUCUGUGUCGGAGUUCCUGCGCACCGUGCUGCACACCCACAACGUGUGCCUGGUGUUCGACGUGGCCAGCCUGUACUGCCUGGACACGCUCAGCGCCGCCUGCUGCGCGUACAUGGACCGGCACGCCCCUGAGGUGCUGGUGUCCGACGGCUUCCUCGCCCUGUCCAAGACGGCGCUUUUGACGGUGGUCCGCAGAGACUCCUUUGCCGCCACUGAGAAGGACAUCUUCCUGGCGCUGAGCCGCUGGUGCCGGCACAACGGCGAGUCCACGGCACAGGAAGUGAUGUCGGCGGUGCGGCUGCCUCUCAUGAGCCUGACGGAGAUGCUGAAUGUGGUGCGGCCGUCUGGCCUCGUCACCCCCGACGACCUGCUGGACGCUAUUAAGAUGCGCUCCGAGAGCCGCGAUAUGGACCUCAACUACCGCGGCAUGCUGAUCCCCGAGGAGAACAUCGCCACCAUGAAGCACGGUGCCCAGGUGGUGAAGGGCGAGCUGAAGUCGGCGCUCCUGGACGGCGACACGCAGAACUACGACCUGGACCAUGGCUUCUCCCGGCACCCCAUUGAGGACGAGGGCCGUGCCGGCAUCCAGGUCAAGCUGGGCCAGGCUUCCAUCAUCAACCACAUCCGCAUCCUGUUGUGGGACCGGGACAGCCGGUCGUACUCGUACUACAUCGAGGUGUCCAUGGACGAGCUGGACUGGGUGCGUGUGGUGGACCACUCCAAGUUUCUGUGCCGCUCCUGGCAGAACCUCUACUUCCCGGCGCGUGUCUGCAGGUACGUGCGCAUCGUGGGGACCCACAACACUGUCAACAAGGUCUUCCAUCUGGUGGCCUUCGAAUGCAUGUUCACCCAUCGGCCCUUCACGCUGGAGAAAGGGCUUCUGGUGGCCUCGGAGAACGUGGCCACCGUCACGGCCUGCGCCAGCGUCAUUGAGGGCGUCAGCCGCAGCCGUAACGCGCUGCUCAACGGUGACACUCGCAACUACGACUGGGACUCGGGUUACACCUGCCACCAGCUGGGCUCCGGGGCCAUCGUUAUUCAGCUGGCCCAGCCCUACGUGAUAUCCUCACUCAGGCUGCUCCUGUGGGACUGUGACGAGCGAAGUUACAGCUACUACAUCGAACUCUCCACCAAUCAGCAGCAGUGGCUCCGGGUGGUGGACCGUACCAAGGUGGCGUGCAGGUCGUGGCAGACACUGACCUUCGAGAAGCAGCCCGCCUGCUUCAUCCGCAUCGUGGGAACGCACAACACGGCUAACGAGGUCUUCCACUGCGUCCACUUCGAGUGUCCGGCCCAGCUGGACGUGGAGGUGAAGGAGGGCAGCCCCGGGCUGGGCACCCCUGAUCCCAGCUCCUCCCCCCAGCUGUCCCAGCAGCCCCGCCCCCCACGCCCAUCCCGCACCCAGAACCUGGCCCCCCUACACUCCAUGUCCCCGCAGCCUUCCCCGUCCUCCUCCUCAUCCUCCUCGCAGUCCAACCACUGAGGCCCCCCCCCCCGCUACAGAGACGGAGGAGCCGAUCGGACUGAGUGCACAGGUCUCUGGGGGACAUGCUCCAUGCUGCUAAGCUAAUUAUUUAUUACUGAAAGGAUUACGAAGGAAUGGUUCAGAAGAACUCUGACGUCGUCUGAAGAUUUGGUUCAUUUUAUAAGCUGGAAUGAGCUGACAGAGUUUUAUAAUCACGCAUAAGAUGGUCAGGGUCUUCUGGUAGGAAUUAGGCAAUUAAUUAAGAAUAAUAAUACACAUAGGCUACAAGCAUACACAUGCUGGGGUAGGAAUGGCACGACCCCCCCCCCAAUUCAUGCUCUCCUGGCUCGUCAAUAAAUGAUGUGGACUCACCCACAGCUGGGGAGGGAAGGGGGAGAUCAGGAAGAGAAUGGACCAGACCUUUUUCCCAGUUACGAGGGGGAGCUGAAGCAAUCCCAAGAUUCUUGUUUUUUAUUCUUGGUUUACCACUGUUGUUUGUGGAGCUGGCUUGGCGUUGGCAUGUUUUUGUUCUCCCAGCAUGCACUGCAGCGCUCCUUUCAUUCGCCUCUCUUUGUGGUACAGUUAUUUCUCUUAUUCCUCUUCAUUAUCCUCCCUUUUACUCCUUUGUCUGUGUUUCAUCUCUUGCUUACCCCCAGGGUAAUUAAAAACGAGUCAAAAAAAACAACAAAAAGCCCUUCACUCAGUGUUGAGACGGCAGGCUCCAUUACGGCACAGAAGCAGGCGGGUGUUUGCGGCCCUGAGCCGGGUCUCCACCCGCUGUGCAUCACUUAUGGGGCUCGCUUCUUCUUCCAGCACUCAGUGCGCUUGUUGUUUAUGCAGCUGUGAUUUAAUAUACUGGUCAUAGAGGACUGUUAUUAAUAAAUGACACGGUGUGGAGGGGUGCACGGUGAGCACCAUGGGCCAGAGCUUCUGGAGAAUAUGGUGACUAACGGGGGCUCCGCCCCAUGGCUGACACUGUGCUUAACCCCGCCCCCAACCUUCCCUUUGGCAUUUGUGACUGGCUGCCUCUGUGGUCACUCAAGCUUGGAAUCUUUAUUAAAAACAAGAGUUUGGGAAAAUCAAA
Paramormyrops kingsleyae is the source of this 3184-nucleotide messenger RNA. It is a transcript of the gene btbd9, whose product is annotated as BTB (POZ) domain containing 9. Gene Ontology annotation, cellular component: cytoplasm. The record is from RefSeq and is a predicted model, not a curated record. Gene Ontology annotation, biological process: modulation of chemical synaptic transmission; adult locomotory behavior; circadian behavior. Gene Ontology annotation, molecular function: protein binding. Lineage: Eukaryota; Metazoa; Chordata; Actinopteri; Osteoglossiformes; Mormyridae.